Messenger RNA from Corapipo altera (White-ruffed manakin), 2300 nucleotides. It is a transcript of the gene GRAP2, whose product is annotated as GRB2 related adaptor protein 2. The record is from RefSeq and is a predicted model, not a curated record. Bases 109 to 999 code for a protein of 296 amino acids. Lineage: Eukaryota; Metazoa; Chordata; Aves; Passeriformes; Pipridae. Gene Ontology annotation, molecular function: protein binding. The transcript has 8 exons.
UGUUAUGAGACUUGUGCCAUUCCCCCAUCGCUUUCUCUCAUCACAGAACCUGAAACAGGAAAGUGCAACCACCUGCCUCAAAGCUUUGCUCUGCCACCAAGACACAGUAUGGAAGCCAUUGCCAAGUUUGAUUUCACUGCUUCUGGAGAAGAUGAGUUGAGUUUCCAAGCUGGGGAUAUGCUGAAGGUUUUGAGCUCCCAGGAAGAGUGGUACAAGGCUGAGCUCAGAAGUCAAGAAGGCUACGUUCCUAAGAACUUCAUUGAUUUUCACGUUCCCCCCUGGUUUGAUGAGAGGAUAUCCCGCCAUGAAGCAGAGAACCUUCUCAUGAGCAAAGGAGUUGGUUCCUUCAUCGUCCGUGCCAGUCAGAAUUCUCAUGGUGACUUUUCCAUCUCUGUCAGGCAUGAAGAUGAUGUGCAACACUUCAAAGUGAUGAGGGAUUCAAAGGGUAACUAUUACUUGUGGACAGAGAAAUUCCACUCGCUAAACAAGCUCGUGGACUACUACAAGACAAAUUCCAUCUCCAGGCAGAAACAGAUAUUCCUAAGGGACAACAGCCAAGAAGAGAAGGAGAGGCGUGGUGGGAGCCUGGAACGGAUGAGCCGGGAAGGAUUCCACUUAAGUGGAGCAGCUGGAGAAGAUCAUUCUUCUAUAUCCAAGAGAUAUGUCGAGCAUGCUAUCCCCAUACUGCAGCAGCAACAGGAAAGAUAUGGUGGGAGUCUGGACAGGAAAGAUGUGCUGCAUGGACUAAGGGAUCAUGGCCAAGGAAAUGCAGGAGCUAUGCAACGGAGACACACAGACCCACUGCACCAGCAGACACCGCGAACGCUAUGGGUCCGUGCCUUGUACGACUUUGAUGCUGUGGAGCAUGAUGAGCUGGGCUUCCGUAGUGGAGACAUCUUAGAGGUCCUGGACAGCUCCAACCCUUCAUGGUGGAAAGGACGUCUGCGUGGGGAACUGGGUCUCUUUCCUGCCAACUACGUCACACCAGUGCUCCUGUGAGGGCACAGUUUGCCCCAGAGGGCCAAGCUGGAGCUGCUCUUCUGACAUGACAAGGGACAGAGAAGGAGUGCAUCUUCCCUGGCCACCAGGACAUACACUGGUUUUGGUUUUGUCUUAAUUUAUUGGCAACUUAUUUUUUUAAAUGUUGGUAUGAAAGGGAAACCUUUGAAGAAAAUAUUAUUUUUUCCCCCCUAUUUUUCACCUUCAUUAAGGGGAGGAGCAAAAAUCCUGGACUGCUCACUGAGACGUUGCUGGAUCCUCUCUGCCCUGUCACCUCUUUGGCUAACGAUUGAUAACUUCCUGCAACUAGGUUUGUUCUGUGGAAAAGCCCCUCAGACAAGUCAGACUUCAGGUUCAGUAUUCAGAUGGUCCUACCCCUUCCUUUUGGAAUUCACCCACAAGAAUUAAAUGAUCAUUGGUAAUCCCAUUAAUCCUUCAAGUAGGGAAGGAAAGUGAAGGGGCUUUAGGUUGAGGUUCAAGGCAAUUUGUAUUUUUCUAAAUAGCUUCUGGCUUACCCAUCUCCUACUGUGUGUAUGGACUAUAUGGAUAUACCAGAUGAAGGGAAAGGAUCCUGUGAGCUUUUGUACAAAACAAACAGUGGUGAAGGUAUGGGAGGGCAAGAACCUACUUUCUUUGCUGCUUCUGAUAGUCCUGGUCUUCUUUCUGCACCCCAUAACAGCUUACGCCAUUUUCAAGCUGCUCUCUUAGGUAUCUACACUUCUGCUAGAUAGCCUGGUUAGAGCAGAUCAGGCCAUUCAGCUAAAUUAGUAUCCACUGGAUUGGAUAACAAUUAAUAUCCCUCACUGGUUCAUUUUGUAAAACUGAACUGGGGAGGGGUUGGAGAGAAGAGGUUUUACUGGUUUGGUGGCAGAAGUUCUUUCCCUGAGAAGUUGGGGUGUUGAGGAGCACUGUGUACACAACUCUGCCUUACCAGUGGAAUGCCUCAUCCGACAGGUUAAGCUGUUACUUUACCGUAUGCAGAGAAUAAAGUUGUGGCCAUCAAACAGUCUGUUCUAUGUUCCAGUUUCUUUUGGAUAAAAUAAGAUAAAUGAAUAGGUUUUCAAAUCAUUGCUGAGUGAAUGCCCAGAUGUGAUAGAAAUAUACUGCAAAUGCACAUUAGAAAUGAACCAAACUCUGUGAAGGAUACACUAUUCAUAACUACUGCUCAGGCAAGUUGAUAUUAAACAAACUGUCUGAAUUUUUCACAACAUGUGAGACCUCAGCAGUCAGCAUGGAAGUGAUGAUUAAUCAUUCUUGAAAAAGAAAGAGAAGGCAAGUGAAAAACUCUAAAAAUAAAUCAG